CAGCAGCAAAUGGAAAUUCAAGAGCACCAAAAGGAUUCAAAUCCUCAGAGCAGGUCACAGGAAAAAAAAAAUCAAUGAUUACUUAAAACCCCUGUGUGGAUGUGGAUGGUGAUGUAAAGGGAGCAGUCAGAAGGCAGGAAGGUACAGGGAGAGUUCAGCCCUUCCACAACCAUCAUCUUUCUGCAGAGGUGACACUGCAUUUAAACCUCUGCUGUCACCCCCACAGCCAGUUCUUCUCCUGUGCACUUAUUUAAGACUAAAGGCAUUGCCUCUGGGCAAAUCCAGCAUGGGCUGAGGUGGAAUGUUAAGGAUCCAACCCCAGGGUGCUGCACAGGGAGCUCACCUGUCCUGCCCUUGGACCAGGCAGGCUGCUCUGCCCAAUUCCUAGUGAGGCAUAAUCCAAUAUUCUGCAGCCCAGGAGCUUGGGUGGGGGUAAAAUGGUGUUUAUUGUGACAGGCUGUAAGUCCUGGUGCCCUGUGUGACCAGGUCAUGGGCUGUCUGCUCUCAUGCCUGUCUCAGAGAGGGCAAUGGCACUUCUGUGCCAAAAGAGAUGGAAAUCAAACAAUUCCGUGGCUCUGGCUGGUGCAAAGAACGCCUGUGGUGUGCUCUGUGCCUUGGGAUAGGUUUGGGUUUUCUGGUCUUUCACUUGGCAGGGAUUACAGGAUCCUCUGUGCCCCCAUUCUGGGGGGACACAACUGCCUGCUGGCAGAGCUGUCUCCUGUACCUGCUGCUUUAGCCCUCACUGGCUGCUGGGCCCCAAGCACUUGUGUUGUUUGCCAAUCCUGUCCUCCACUGAGACUCUCUCAUGAUUGUCCCACUUUCCAGGGGUGUUUUUUACCUCUAUCUACCUGCUCCCCAAUUACUCCCCUCAGUCUCAGUGCCCCAAAUGACAGGGCUGUCAGGGAGUGACUCAUGAGCACAGGCUGAGCUGAAAGGUGCAAUUUAGGAGGCUCAUGUCCCAUUUGUGGGGAAUUUAGUGCUGCCAAGAGCCCAGCAGGGAUCAUUGAUUUAGCUCUCCCUAUAGAUCAAACCCCAGCACUCACUGCUGAACUGCUGGAGCAUCUCUCCAGGGAAAAAGCUGUGGCCAGUCCAGAUAUUCUGUGGGGUCCCUGCCCAGUUUCCAGUGAUGGAUGGGAAACUGCUACUUGGAGACUGAAUCCCAGGGAACUUGAGUAAUUUCCUACUGAAAGCUUUUAAAACGGGGACUUGCUUCCAAGCUCCUUUCUCCCAGCUGAAAAGCUACUGGGAUAUUUGGGCUUAUUUGGAGAUGAACCACUCAGAGCCUCAGAGGAUCCUGUGAGGCUAUUUCACACAUAAAAAUGAAGAUAUCAAGAUGACAAACCCAGCAGGUUGUGCACGGGGGUGAGGCAGUGGUGGCUGCUCCAGGGGAUUUCUUCCAUGUGCCCAACAUAAAAACAAUGGCAUCACUUCAUAAUGGCUUGGAACUGCUGCUCUAACGAGGGAAAACUGUUUUUCUCUAGCCAGAGAUUUUCUCUGGUGUAUUAAAUGAAGGAGGGAGGCCUUGCUCUUAUCAAGUUACCACGUGGAAGCAGAUUACUGUUAUUCAUCAUCUUAUACCAAUUAGUGUGAUAAGGGACAGCCCUGUCAUGGCAUGACCAAGAACUUCUGCCUCAGAUCAUCAGAGACCCCUGGAAAAGCCAAACUCCAGCAGGGCACAUUGGAACACAAGGAGGAGAAUGGACUCAAACUCCUCGUUGGAUUGGCCUCACUUGGAUUUGCUGAAUUACAACAGGACGUACAAGUACCUUUACCUGGAAGGAAAUGUCUCCUACGUGGACUUCUACCUCCACCAGCCUUGGGUGGCUGCUGUUUUCAUCACCUCCUACCUGCUCAUCUUCCUCCUGUGCAUGGUGGGCAACGGGGGGGUUUGUUUCAUCGUGCUGUGGAGCAGGCACAUGCGCACGGUCACCAACCUGUUCAUCCUGAACCUGGCCGUCAGUGACUUGCUGGUGGGGCUCUUCUGCAUGCCCACCACCCUCCUGGACAACAUCAUUGCAGGGUGGCCCUUUGGGAGCCUGGUGUGCAAGAUGAGCGGGAUGGUCCAAGGCAUCUCUGUUUCUGCCUCUGUCUUCACUCUGGUUGCUAUUGCCAUGGACAGGUUCCGCUGCAUCGUGCACCCCUUCAAGCCGAAGCUGACCGUCCCCGCCGCCGUGGCCACCAUCGCGGUGAUCUGGGCGCUGGCCGUGGCCAUCAUGUGUCCCUCGGCGGCGCUGCUGCGGCUGCGGCAGGAGAAGCGCUUCCAGCUGCUCCUGGGCACGGGCAACGCCACCCGCCCGGUGUUCUGGUGCCGGGAGGAGUGGCCCGAGCCGGCCAUGAGGAAGGCCUACACCACGGUGCUCUUUGCCAACAUCUACCUGGCUCCGCUGGCGCUCAUCGCGCUCCUGUACGCCAGGAUCGGCGUUUCCCUGUGCCACGCCGCCGUGCCCGGGGCCGGGAAGCGCGGCCGGGAGCAGCAGCGGGGAGCGUGGAGGAGGAAGCGGAAAGCCAUCCACACGCUCGUCCUUGUCACCCUGCUCUUCGCCCUGUCCUGGCUUCCCCUGUGGAGCCUGAUGCUGCUGUCGGACUACGGCAGCCUGUCGGACGUGCAGCUGCGGCUGAUCAAUGUGUACAUCUAUCCCCUGGCUCACUGGCUGGCCUUCUCCAACAGCAGCGUCAACCCCAUCAUCUACGGCUUCUGCAACCGGAGCUUCCGCCGCGGCUUCCAGGCCGCGCUCCGGCUCCAGCUCUGCUCCAGGCCCGCCUGUGCCCAGCCAGCCCCGGGCCAGGCCGCCCUGCCCGCCGGCCCAGGAUCCCCCUCCCCACACAGCCAAGGGAGGAAACUGGGUCAAUAAGCAGCAGGAUUUGCUGAUGGAGGAGCUCAAAGGCAAUGGGAUGGAGUGAAAGGCACUGUGAUUCUGGCAAUCUCUCUGUUCCCCAUGGAACAGGGCUGCUUGAACCCUGUUUGUGGUCACAUUUCAUUCCUGUGAGGAAUCCCUCAUCCUGUAACUCUCAUGGACUGAAAUACUGCAGACCCAGUCUGGCACCCAGAGACCCCUGGAUUAUCUCAUGGUUGUGCUUCUUCCUGGACAUUGUGAACGCUGGGUCCUGCUCAAAUGACAAAAUUUAGCAUUUUCUGUCACAUUCCAUUUAUUCCCCUUGGUUGCUGUUAUUUCUGUCACGUCCAUUAUUAUUGCAGCUAGAGAAACAAGUGGAAAUGGAAAUUCGAGAAAUAAAGGAUAAAAAAAUUGG
Agelaius phoeniceus (red-winged blackbird) is the source of this 3249-nucleotide messenger RNA. RefSeq names its product neuropeptide FF receptor 2-like. Gene Ontology annotation, cellular component: plasma membrane. Gene Ontology annotation, molecular function: opioid receptor binding; peptide binding; neuropeptide receptor activity. The record is from RefSeq and is a predicted model, not a curated record. Gene Ontology annotation, biological process: regulation of MAPK cascade; regulation of adenylate cyclase activity; G protein-coupled receptor signaling pathway. NCBI's taxonomy places the organism in Eukaryota, Metazoa, Chordata, Aves, Passeriformes, Icteridae.